AUGUCACCUUCCCAUGUCCUCCGCUUCGAUAGAUCAGACGAGCAAGGCUCCUUUGUUUUAGUCCACUUGGUCCCCAAUGGAUCAUCCUCUCUCAACCUCACCUUGACUGCGACAGAGGGUGAAGGUGCAUAUACUGCCUCAGUCAAAGAAUCAAGCUUAAAAGAUCUCAGAUCCAAAAGCUACCAAGGUUCAGACGAUGAGUGGACCCAGGUGAUUCGCCGCGUUCUAGGCCAAUCGACCAAAGAUGAGAAUGAGACGACAUCCUCUUUCAAACUCGAAGCCACAGCCAGCAUCACAGAAUCAAAUGAUGAAAAUGAGAUCGUCAUCACCAUACGCAAAAGAGUUCAAGACAUCACACAAAGACUUGGAACAAUCACUUUAAAGCAAAGCGAAGCAGAAAUCGAACUCUUCGAAUGGGCAGGCACAGCAGCCGCUAGAAACAGGGCCUUGGAACAGGAGACCUCCACUCUGAACGCUCGUUACCAAGAGGCAGCAAGCACCGUCCAAAAACUAACCCAACAACUCGACGAUCUCGUCCAAGCAAAAGCCCAACACGAGAACCAAUUAAUGGCCAAUUUCACCCAGCUCUUGAAUGAGAAGAAAUUGAAGAUUCGGAAUCAGCAGCGUCUUUUGGCUUCCGCUACUGCCGAUCCUGAUAAAGUUUCCGAGAUGCAAGCCUCAGCAAUGCAAUUCAACCGGAGCCCAGAAUCCCCACGUCUCACAAAGCGCGGCCAUGGUAAUACUACCGAUGAAGAUUCGGAUGACUUUGAGCCAAUGGAUAUCGAUCGGGAGAAGAAGGCCGGCAAAUUGGCAGCGGCGACAGAGGCAGACUCUCAUGAUCAAGAUACUGACGAGGGAGGUCAAUCAACCCCACCACCUGGAAAUGAUGGAAACACAACUACAGAUGACGAGUCUGGAGAGGAACAGGAACAGGAACCAGACCUGAAGCAGAAGCGCCCUUCGGCUCCAAAGGCGAAAGAAGCUGCACCCCCGCCUCGACGUGAAUUACCUUUUACUCGACGGGGUGCAGUCACGACGCCAAAAGCUGCCACACCUCCGGCUGCGGCUGGUGAUGGGACGGGGGGAGAGACUGAUGAUGAUGAGCUUUAG
Penicillium waksmanii is the source of this 1110-nucleotide messenger RNA. RefSeq lists its product as uncharacterized. Gene Ontology annotation, molecular function: DNA binding. The transcript is spliced from 4 exons. The record is from RefSeq and is a predicted model, not a curated record. Bases 1 to 1110 code for a protein of 369 amino acids. Gene Ontology annotation, cellular component: nucleus. Gene Ontology annotation, biological process: double-strand break repair; DNA recombination. Lineage: Eukaryota; Fungi; Ascomycota; Eurotiomycetes; Eurotiales; Aspergillaceae.